Magnolia sinica is the source of this 1844-nucleotide messenger RNA. RefSeq lists its product as uncharacterized. Bases 113 to 1105 code for a protein of 330 amino acids. The transcript has a single exon. Gene Ontology annotation, biological process: regulation of DNA-templated transcription. Lineage: Eukaryota; Viridiplantae; Streptophyta; Magnoliopsida; Magnoliales; Magnoliaceae. The record is from RefSeq and is a predicted model, not a curated record. Gene Ontology annotation, molecular function: DNA-binding transcription factor activity; protein dimerization activity.
UCUCUCUGGGGUUUCAGCUCCGUUUCUCUUCGAAGAAGCUCGAUUCGACCCUCUUCGCUCCGAUCUUCAUUCCUCUCUAUUUCUCCUAUCAACAUCUGCAGCAAAACUUCAAAUGGAGGGAGGUUUCUCGUUGCGAUUUUUCGAAGGACAAUCCAGCAACUUCGGAUUUCCAACGACGAGUUUUCCGGAGCUUCUGACCGGAAAUCUCCAAAACCCGGAGUUCUACGGCGUAAAUCCGACCGUCGGAUAUUCUCUACUUGGACCUUCAACGAUCUCGCAGCCGAAUGCGCUCAGUUUCGGACCCGUCAGCUACGUUGUGGAAGAUCACGCGACGUUUCAGCAGAAGAAGCUGAUGGAGAGCUCGAACAGCACUGAUCGACGGCCGAGAGUGGUUGAUUUCAGAUCAGGGAAACUCAAGUUUCCGAAACUCGAACCUGUCAGUGACGAGGCUCAGAUAAUCCCGGCCGUUGGAGAUGACCGAAAUACUCCAUUUGGAUUUCCAACGGACGAGGUCCCGAAGAUCUGUACGUCGAGCUUCCAUCGUUUACCGGAUCUGCUCUCGGUCGAGCAGAUUCCAGGACUCCAUGGGUUUUCCACCGCUAGAUCGGCUCAGAACCGUUUCGGAUCUCUAGCCCUACCAGCACCAGUCCCUACUCCAUCACCUCCUCUUCAUUUUCCUCCGAAAGUAUACCCCCGGUGCACGUUACCACGGCAGCGGCGCAAGAAGAUCAGCGACCGUACACGGCAACUCGAGAAGCUGAUGCCCUGGGAGAAGAAGAUGGACAUUGCCACCACGCUGGAGGAGGCGCACAAAUACAUCAGGUUCCUGGAGGCGCAGGUUAGCGUGCUGAAGUCCAUGCCGCGGGAAUCCAAUUUCGUAUCGCUGGAUGCGGCGCCAGUUAGCGGUGGCGAGGCGUUUGGGGAGGUUUUGGCGCUGGAGAAGCUGAACAGGCAGCAGCUGCUGCAGGUGCUGGUAAACUCGGCGGUCGUGCAGGAGAAACUGUACUCGGGCGGGUGCUGCGUUUUCUCUGUGGAGCAGGUGGUGGUUUUGAAGAAGAUGGCGGAGAGGAAGGUGCUGCUGCAGCAGAUCAUGAUGCUUGGCUGAGAAGACAUUGGGGGGAGGGUUUUUUCUCGCGUUGGCAUGCAAGGUUAGUUUUGUCUUUUCACAUACACUUUUUUGGCUUUUUUAGGAAAUUUUGUUUGUCUUUGGGAUUGCUGCGAGGUAAGAGCAAGGGUAGUUUUGUCUUUUUAUCAUUUUCAUGCCCUUUUUUUCUGUCUUGGGUUCUUGCAAGGGGAUUCUGCUAGUCUCGUUUUUUUGCGUAAUGAUGAAGAUGGUGCAGAUUUUUAUGGAUCUGACGAAAAUGCUCUUUCCAUGGACAUGAACUUAUUUUCUGUUAAUUACAGUAGAGUUCUGAAAAUGAAUGGUGUUAUGAAUUGGACGAAAAUGCCCUUCCUAGAAAAAUAGAUUCUUAUUUUAGUUAAUUACUGAUACUAUUGAUACUGUAGUGUUCUGAAAAUGGGCGAAGUGUUAUGAAUUGGACAAAAUUGCCCCUGCCUUUUCAGAUAAGUUCGAGAAAGAGUUUUUAUUUUAAUGGAAGUGAUGUGUUUUUAAUGGUGAAAAUGGUUUGGUUUUCUGAAUUGGACGAAAAUGCCCUCUGUUGAGUCCAUUUUAAAUUUUUGGAGAGGGUAACUAGAAAUUCGGAUACUCUGUUAGAAUACACCGCUUGAUAAGCGGGCACUGAGAAAUUGUAUGCAUGGCAUGCUUAAGUCAAAUUAACAGACUAAUUUGUGGGACCCACUUUCGCCUAAAUGACGGUUGUCCAAAAAUCAGAUUAGUUGAACAA